This is a messenger RNA of Hydractinia symbiolongicarpus, 2409 nucleotides long. RefSeq lists its product as uncharacterized. Gene Ontology annotation, cellular component: nucleus. The transcript has 14 exons. Bases 198 to 2174 code for a protein of 658 amino acids. Gene Ontology annotation, molecular function: metal ion binding. NCBI's taxonomy places the organism in Eukaryota, Metazoa, Cnidaria, Hydrozoa, Anthoathecata, Hydractiniidae. The record is from RefSeq and is a predicted model, not a curated record.
AAAGGACUGUCAACGUCUUUUAUAUUAGCAGACAAUGUAAUAUAGUUAGGGAUUAGAUCCUGGUGUUCUAGAUAGAUAGUGUUUUGAAGUAUUUUUUUUUAAUAGCUAAUUAAAACUGCUGAAAAUCAGCAUUAGUGAUCAGCGACUUGUUUUUACUCUUCUAGGGUAAAUAAAUAAAUUGAAAACUAUAAGACAUAAUGGAAGAGGAUGAAGAAGAUAAAGAGCUUUUAAAAAUAAGAAUGAAUACAUUAAAAACCAUGAUAAGAAAACUGAAGGACAAGAAUCAUUCACCAAAAAAAGCAAGUGGAUCGUCUUGUGAUUUUAGAAGGAAAACCGAAACCAUUGUUGGACAUUGUGAGAAUGUGGCUCCAAGCAAAUCUGCAUGUGUCAGCAGAUACAAGUUUGAGAAACCUUUGCUCAAAUCUAUAAACAUUGAAAUAACAAAAAAGUCAGAAUAUAUGCCUCCUCAAUCUCACUCCAUGCAAUCUACAGACUCCUUACAAAGUCGCUACAAAUGGGACAAAUCGUCAAAAAUUCCACAAAAAAUAAAUACCAUGCGACAAGUGGAUGUGAAUGUUAGUAAACAUAAAAAUAGAAAGAUGGUUAGCAAGUUUAAAGUUGUUAAUAGUGUGUCAGAUCAUAGAAAAGUACCCACUAGGACUUCCACGCAACUAGAACUAAAAUCAACAUUGGUAAAACAGAAUCAAAACAAAACAGCAAAGCCGGUUGUUCGUUUAAAAUAUAAACUAGUCAAUGAAAGCUGCCAACAUGAGGAGACAAAACUGUUCAAUAAAAAGUCUUGUUUUGCAUGGCACAAAACUGAUAGCCCUACUAAAGAUGCUGUGUUUCCUUACCCAAAAACCUUUAUAAAUUCGCAACAUGACAAUUCUUUCAUUCGUAGAAGAUAUAAUGUUACAAGAACAAAGCUCGUGCAAUCAAGAUACAAAACAGCUGGUCAUUUACCUCUCAAUAAAUUUCAUCAAAUAUCUUCUUAUCAAAUGUCGAAAAGGAGAAAGAGCUUUGCUGCAAGGAGGCUUAAAUAUGUCAUGUCACUCUCCGCUGUACCACACAAAAGUUCUUCACAACACGACCAAAAUUCCUCAAGUAAAAGCAUAAUAUUGUCACGACAUGGAACUAAUUAUAAAGUGGCUGGAAACUUCAGAUCACUGCGCAGGUUGUCUGACAGUGUUGAAAAGCCACUCUCCAAAAAACAAAUAAAACCGAUUAUCAAGCAAACUAAAUUCAAGUUACAACGUUCGAACUCUUUGAAUGCAAAAAAGUACAAUGUCACUAAGAGGCAAAUAGCAAGUAAAGUGAUUCGAAAGUCUUUAACGCAAGCUCAACGAAAGAAGGUGAACAAAACAAAAUACUGCUUAUUUUACAACAGAUUCGGAAAAUGCAAAAGAGGGAAGAAAUGUAGGUACAUACACGAUCCUGAAAAAAUAGCAGUAUGCACAAGAUUUUUGAGGGGUACAUGCAAAGGUGGAGACUGCGUCUUUUCGCAUAAAAUAGAUCCCAAAAAGAUGCCAGUUUGUUCGUAUUUUCUCUUGGGCAAAUGUGCGAAAGAUGACUGUCCUUAUAGACACGUUAAUGUUGGUGAGUCGGCGUCUGUUUGUGGAGACUUUCUCAAUGGGUAUUGCCCUAAAGAAGAACAGUGUACGAAAAAGCAUGUGUUGGAGUGUGUUGAAUAUUCGCAAAAAGGUCACUGCGAUAACGGGAAAGCCUGUAAAAUGAUACAUCGUGUUAAACUACCAUCUGGGAAGCGUCACCACAACACAUCGUCUGGAGCAAAAAAACCGAAAGGAUAUAAGCCCAAACGUCGUAAAAUCAGAAUGGACUCGCAAACUGCAGUAAUCGAGUCGGAACCUCUUCUUGCCUCUCCGUUACAAGCAAAAGGUAAACUUCAUUUGAUCCCAAAAUUUAUCAGUGACAAGAUCAGUGCUCAAAGUAAUGAUAGCCAACCUAGUGUAAUCCGUAAUUUGUUCACUUCAACACCGUCUUCUGAAAUACAAUAUACUGACGAAUAUUGUGGUGACGAUGUUGGAACGGAAAGCAAAGCUGAGGAGAGUUUUAUCUCACUUGCAAUGUCAUCCGAUUCGGAAAGUGAAGGCGAAUAUAAAGGUCGUAUCUCAAGAACGUUUUCCUUCAAAGAGCAAGAUUUUAUUGCGCUUUAAAGCAGGUUUGUAUACCUUAGGGGGAUUGCUUGCGAAAUAUUGCGAUAAAAAAUACAUAUAAUUUUUGGCAAGAAAACUUAUUUCUACUCAUUAAUAUUGUUUCACUAUACAGAUUGUUUUACAAGGCUUCUCUUUCUACUAUUAUUUCAGCUGACUGUUUUAAAUCUAUUUUAUGUUGCAGGAGAGGUUAGUGUAAAUGCUUCUUAUUAUAAGAAUAAAUAAAUGAACUUAGAAA